Messenger RNA from Umbelopsis ramanniana AG, 275 nucleotides. RefSeq lists its product as uncharacterized. Bases 55 to 222 code for a protein of 55 amino acids. Lineage: Eukaryota; Fungi; Mucoromycota; Umbelopsidomycetes; Umbelopsidales; Umbelopsidaceae. The record is from RefSeq and is a predicted model, not a curated record. The transcript has a single exon.
CGAAAAUCACAUCAAUCCAACAGAUCGGCAGCUGCUCACAUUGAAGUAUCGAUAAUGGGUAGAUGGUUGGUGUAUGUGCAUACCUUUCGAAUUUUCCCUCUGAUAUCUUCAAUCACAGGAUAUAUGGCGUUGCGCCAUAGCUUCUCUUCAAUUCGUAAAUCACACGCCGCCGGAAGAUCCAAUAGUAAGAGAUCCCCAUACACUGUCUGCAAACUGGAAUGAUACCAUAGCUUAUCAGAAAACAAGUGUCAACCUGAGUAAUUGCUUACAACCCG